This is a messenger RNA of Nannospalax galili (Upper Galilee mountains blind mole rat), 1067 nucleotides long. RefSeq names its product olfactory receptor 11H6. The transcript has a single exon. NCBI's taxonomy places the organism in Eukaryota, Metazoa, Chordata, Mammalia, Rodentia, Spalacidae. The record is from RefSeq and is a predicted model, not a curated record. Gene Ontology annotation, cellular component: membrane. The coding region runs from base 75 to 1067 and encodes 330 amino acids. Gene Ontology annotation, molecular function: olfactory receptor activity; G protein-coupled receptor activity. Gene Ontology annotation, biological process: G protein-coupled receptor signaling pathway.
GGCUCAUCAGGAGGAACUAAAGAGACGAAGAAAACUUAGUACAUUUGCCAGCGGUGUGCUUGCAGAACCCACAAAUGUUCGUUAUUGUUCAUUCUUGGUUGUGUGUGUUUUUUCUAACAGCUUUGGGAUCCCAGAACAAAACAAUACAUUUUGUGACUGAGUUUAUCCUCCUGGGUUUCAGUGGCCAAGGGGAGAUGCAGAGCUUCUUCUUCUCUUCAAUUCUAGUUCUCUAUCUCCUGACCUUGCUGGGAAACGGAGCCAUUGUCUGUGCAGUGAAAUGGGAUAGAAGGCUCCACACACCCAUGUACAUCUUCCUGGGAAACUUUGCCUUUUUGGAGAUAUGGUAUGUUUCUUCCACUGUCCCAAACAUGUUGAUCAACAUCCUCUCUGAGACUAAGACCAUCUCCUUCUCUGCCUGUUUCCUCCAAUUCUAUUUCUUCUUUUCACUUGGUACAACAGAGUGUUUCUUCCUAUCAGUUAUGGCUUAUGAUCGGUACCUGGCCAUCUGUCGCCCACUGCACUACCCCUCCAUCAUGACUGGGAAGUUCUGUGUAAUCCUGAUCUGUGCCUGCUGGCUGAGUGGAUUCCUCUGUUAUCCAGUCCCAAUUGUCCUCAUCUCCCAACUUCCUUUCUGUGGCCCUAACAUCAUCGACCACUUUGUAUGUGACCCAGGCCCAUUGUUUGCCCUGGUCUGUGUCCCUGCUCCUUCCACUGAACUUCUCUGUUAUACCUUCAACUCAAUGAUUAUCUUUGGGCCCUUCCUCUCCAUCUUGGGAUCCUACACUCUAGUGCUCAGAGCUGUGCUUCGGGUUCCUUCUGGUGCCGGUCGAACGAAAGCUUUCUCCACCUGUGGAUCCCACUUAACGGUGGUGUCUCUGUUCUAUGGAACCCUUAUGAUGAUGUAUGUGAACCCAACAUCAGGAAACCCAGCAGGAAUGCACAAGAUCAUCACUCUGAUUUACUCAGCCGUGACCCCCCUCUUAAACCCCCUUAUCUAUAGUCUCCGAAACAAAGACAUGAAAGAUGCCAUAAAGAAAGUCCUGGCUUUAGCCACUAGCCGAAACUGA